AUGGCUAACAGUCCUCCUUCUAGGCCUCCCCAACUUCUCGAUCAUUACAUCGGAAUUGAUGUGGGCACUGGCUCCGCCAGAGCUUGCAUCAUUGAUGAGACCGGCGAUAUCAAGGCCCUGGCCACCGAGCCCAUCAAGCUGUGGCAGCCAGAGACCGGAUUCUACGAACAAUCGACCACAGACAUCUGGGCAUGCAUUUGCCUCUGCGUUAAGCAGGUUCUCAUCGACUCCUCGGUUGACCCUGCCAAGAUCAAGGGAAUCGGCUUCGAUGCUACCUGCUCCCUCGCCGUCUUCAGAGACGACACCGAUGUUCCCGUCCCUGUCACAGGCCCCGACUUCGAUAACGCCGAUGGCAACGACCGCAACGUCAUCCUUUGGCUGGACCACCGUCCCGUCGAGGAGACGGAGAAGAUCAACGCCACUGGCCACAACCUGCUCAAGUACGUCGGCGGCACCAUGAGCAUCGAGAUGGAGAUUCCCAAGGUGCUCUGGCUCAAGAACCACAUGCCCAAGGAGCUCUUCGACCGCUGCAAGUUCUACGACCUCGCGGAUGCCCUUACGCACAUGGCCACCGGCAACGAGACGCGAAGCUUCUGCAGCACCGUUUGCAAGCAGGGCUACGUCCCUGUGGGUGUCGACGGCAGCGUCAAGGGCUGGCAGGAGGAUUUCCUUACGACAAUCGGUCUGGAAGACCUUUGCAACGACAACUUCAAGCGCAUGGGCGGCGUCAACGGGGUGAACGGAAAGUACCAGAGUGCCGGCGAGCUCGUCGGAACUCUCAGCAAGAAGGCUGCCCGGGAGUUGGGACUUCCCGAGGGCAUUGCCGUCGGUGGUGGUGUGAUUGACGCGUACGCUGGAUGGAUCGGCACCGUCGGAGCCAAGGUCGAGCUCCCUCCUGAUCAUCUCGACGAGGAGGCGCCCAAGAACGACCUGUCCCAGGCUUUCCAUAGGUUGGCGGCGGUUGCCGGAACAUCCACGUGCCACCUAGCCAUGUCCCGAGAAGCUGUGUUCGUGCCCGGCGUUUGGGGUCCUUAUCGCGAUGUGCUUCUGCCUGAGUUCUGGAUGGCCGAAGGUGGUCAGUCCGCCACCGGCGAGCUCCUCCGUCACAUUCUCGAUAUCCAUCCCGCAUACGUCGAGACUCAGGCGCUUGCCACGGCCGAGUCGAAGAACAUUUACGACUUCCUGAACGCUCAUCUGGAGUACAUGCGAGAGAAGGCGAACGCUCCUUCCAUCUCCUACCUAGGCCGCCACUUCUUCUUUUAUGGCGACCUCUGGGGCAACAGAUCACCCGUUGCCGACCCCAACAUGAAGGGUGCCGUCAUUGGCCUGAGCAGCGACAAGACGACAGACAACCUCGCGCUGUGGUACUACGCGACUAUGGAGUUCAUUGCCAUGCAGACGCGUCAGAUCGUCGAGUCGAUGAACAACGCUGGUCACGUCCUCAACACCAUCUUCAUGUCCGGCAGCCAGUGCCAAAACCCGCUGCUCAUGGAUCUGAUGGCCACCAUCUGCGACAUGCCCGUUCUCGUGCCCCGCUACGUCAACGCUGCCGUCGUCCACGGCGCCGCCAUGCUGGGUGCCAAGGCGGCCACCGCGUCCGAGGACGGCACCACGGAGAACCUGUGGUCCAUUAUGGACCGCAUGAGCAAGCCUGGCAAGCUCGUCAAGCCCGGCACUCUGAAGGGAGAGAAGUUCCUCUUCGACGCCAAGUACAAGGUCUUCCUCGAGCAGUGCAAGACACAGCAGGAGUACCGCAAGCAGGUUGAUGUCGCUGUUGACCAGUGGCUGCAGAACUAA
Messenger RNA from Colletotrichum gloeosporioides, 1797 nucleotides. RefSeq names its product putative sugar kinase. The record is from RefSeq and is a predicted model, not a curated record. The transcript is spliced from 4 exons. Gene Ontology annotation, biological process: carbohydrate metabolic process. The coding region runs from base 1 to 1797 and encodes 598 amino acids. Lineage: Eukaryota; Fungi; Ascomycota; Sordariomycetes; Glomerellales; Glomerellaceae. Gene Ontology annotation, molecular function: kinase activity; phosphotransferase activity, alcohol group as acceptor.